CCUACUUUGAUCAGCUAUAAAAGUGGACUGAAACGGACUAUUUCAUUCGCCUCCUGAUCAAGAUGGAUUUAAAAAUCUCAGUUUUUCUUCUGUUGGCUCUUUGCACUGCAGGACAGUCUCUCAGGUGUUACGAGUGCUUGGCUAAGAGUUCUUGUGCAAAUCAAAAAGUAAAAACGUGUCCCAAAGGAUUUUCCAAGUGCAUGAGUUCGACAGCAGUAACACAGAUCGGUACCAUGAGCGCUAAAGUGAAGGCUAAAGAUUGUGUUGUCGACUGUGUCACUGGGUCCAUGAACCUCGGCAUCAUAAAGAGGUCCACGGUGUGCUGUAACACAGACCAGUGUAACAACCGUGAUGCUCCAGAUCCCAGCAACGUCCCCAAUGGAAAGAAAUGCUACACUUGUGAAGGGACGAACUGCUCCAAAACGCUGAGCUGUUCAGGGAAUGAAGACAACUGCUUUACAGCAACAGCUAGUCAUGGAGAGCAGCCACUGACUGUAAAAGGCUGUGUCUCUACAUCCAUUUGUAAUGCCAAAACAAUAAUUGAUGAUGUUCAGAAGAUCUCAUGUUGUUCAGGGAACCUGUGUAACGGUGUUCAGAGCGUCUCUCAGAGCGUUAACGGUGUUAAGAGCGUCUCUCAGAGUGUUAACGGUGUUAAGAGCGUCUCUCAGAGCGUUAGCGGUGUUCAGAGCGUCUCUCAGAGCUUCCUGUUCCUCGGCUGUUCUCUUCUCUCCUUCAUCCUGCUGCACUGAACCCAGACGCUCUUCAGACACAAUGCAAUGUGAAUAUAGUCUCUGCGCCAUGUAUCUUUUGUGUCCUGAUAUGCUUUUUUUUGCUGUGACGUUCUGAUGUGGCAUUUUAUUAACAACAGAGCCCACAUUAUCACCAGUUGCUAUUUAUUUUCAAAUCAACACUUGAACAAGAAACAUCACAGAUGGCUCAUGUAUGUCAGCUGCUGUCUACAAACGUCAGUUUUACGCACAUUCUUUAAUUAAUAGACAUCUUAAAGACAUCUAAUAGCCGUCGAUUAAAAGGAGACGUCCAAUAGACGUAUUGCAGAUGAGCAAGCGACCUAAAUAAUACGUCUUGCAGACGUCAAAUAGACGUCUCCUAGAUGUACGUAUGCUAUCGUAUCAGAGAUACAAACAUUUAAACUGCAUAUAAGGGAGGCUGGAUGAAAGCAUUUCACCUAGAUUAAGUCUGUCAAAAAGCUAAAAAGAAAACUGGUAUUGAUACGCAAAAAUCAAAGCUUUUAUUUAGCAAUAUACUCCAACAAGCUAAGGACUCCAAAUGCACAUAUAUAUGAUGUUUUAUAGGCUUAUACAAUAUUACCCAUAAAAAUAGUUAGACACAGUUAUUUUUGCAUGCGUGUUAUAUAUGUAUCUAUAAUAUAAUAUACUUGUCAUUCAUGUAACCUGCAUUGCAUCAAAAAACAAAUAUAUGGCGUGAUGAAACAGUAGCUUUUUUUUUAUACAAAAAUGUGUGAAUAUGCUUUGUUACUUUUUUGUACUUUUUAAAUAAAAUGUUAAAACACCAACUUAAUUUGAUUUGGUUU
Molecule: messenger RNA, 1552 nt
Organism: Puntigrus tetrazona (Sumatra barb)
Lineage: Eukaryota; Metazoa; Chordata; Actinopteri; Cypriniformes; Cyprinidae
Product: ly6/PLAUR domain-containing protein 6B-like
Exons: 5
Coding region: 63-749 (228 amino acids)
Source: RefSeq, a predicted model, not a curated record